AUGUCGCAACUUCAGAGCGUCUUACCUGAUGACGUGCAUCCUACCGACAUCGAGAUCUAUGAGCAACUUGCAAGACUUCAAAGCAUGUACAAUCAGGCCAGCGAGCUCCGGACGCUCUUACCGGAGAGACUGAUUGAGCCGACGCGCUUUGCGAGACAAGCUCCGCCGGAGAAGGUGGCUGUCCAAUUGCGUGGCGCUGCCACAUCUGGAAGCGUCCAGAUCAAGAACUUCAAGAGAGCUUACCAGAGCGAGGAGAUGCGAUCUCUUUGGCAAACUGUCAACAACGCCGAGUAUCCACAGGGCGACGAUGUCUGGACGAUGGACUACGCCCAAUCUCUUUCGAAGAUCAAGAGUCUCAACGGUGCAGACAAAGCUGGUGACUCAACGAAUGCGGACCAGAGUUUAAGCGACCAUCAUUCCGUGUCUGCCAUCAUUGCAAAGUUCCGAGAAUCGCAUCCUACCAUUCCAAUCAACACGCCUGCUGCACCAGAUGACCUACCGGUCGAACUUACCGUUGCAUCCAUGGCGUUUCAAAUCGUGGACCAAGGAUUAGAAGGCAAUCAUGUCUACAGUGUAGCGGCAACGGAGGAUACAAAGCCUACUGCAACCCAGCUGGCAGUCCUACGGCACAUCGAGAGGUCCCACGAACAAGAAAAUCUACAGGCGUUGAUGGGUCUCUUAGCUUCCUACAGCAAUAUCAUGAGCACGCCAUGUCAGAAGUGCCAGAAGGUAUUCGAUCAGAGCCUCAAGCUACCAAUCGUGCGCGAGAAGAAAAAUUCGACAACCAGUGGAGGGGACUUGGAGUGGUCAAUUCUGCAUGAUUCUUGUGCCUAUGCAUCGGAUUAG
Cyphellophora europaea CBS 101466 is the source of this 846-nucleotide messenger RNA. RefSeq lists its product as uncharacterized. The transcript has 2 exons. Bases 1 to 846 code for a protein of 281 amino acids. Gene Ontology annotation, cellular component: mediator complex. The record is from RefSeq and is a predicted model, not a curated record. NCBI's taxonomy places the organism in Eukaryota, Fungi, Ascomycota, Eurotiomycetes, Chaetothyriales, Cyphellophoraceae.